AUGGAUAGCCACUAUCACCUCAGUAUUGCUCGCUAUUUACUUAUAUUGCUUUUGGUCUUUUCCUACAUGCAGACUACUACCAAACUCUGUUUCUGUUUGGACGGUGAUGAACUUUCAAGCAGUCUGAAAACAAAUUCAUGCAUCGACGAAGAAAGACAAUCGCUUCUCAUCUUUAAGCAACAUCUUGUUGAUCCUUCUGGUAGGCUUUCCUCUUGGGUGGGCCAUGAUUGCUGUCAAUGGGAAGGUAUUUCAUGCAACAACAACACUGGUCAUGUCGUGAAGAUGGACCUCCGGAAUCCAUAUCUGUAUUCCAUUUCUGAUGACCAGUGGGAGUACGAAGCUUAUGAAAAGUCUCUCUUGGGAGGUAAGAUAAAUGCUUCACUGUUGGGCUUGAAACAUUUAAAUUACCUGGACCUAAGCAAGAAUUUUUUUCAUAGCAGUCAAAUUCCUAAGUUCUUUGGGGAGCUUAAAAGUUUGCAAUAUCUCAAUCUCUCCUUUGCAUCGUUUGGAGGAGAGAUUCCCCUUUCUCUUGGUAACCUGUCAAGCCUUAAUUUUCUUGACCUUGGGUGGAAUCAACUCUCAUCUUCAAAAAAUUUGAAUUGGCUUUCUCACCUCUCUUCUCUAGAAUACCUUAAUCUCAAUUACAUUAACCUUAGCAGCACUGGAGUCAGUUGGGCGUAUGAUAUUUCGAUGCUUCCUUCAUUGUUAGAGUUACACUUGUCUUCGUGCCAAAUUGAAAGCAUUCCACUCUCAUUGCAGGGAAUUAACUUGACAUCACUUUUUAAUCUUACCAGCCUCAUAACUCUUGAUCUAUCCGGGAAUAAUUUCAAUGGUCCUUUUCCAAAUGAACUUGCAUGUCUCAAAUCUCUGGAAUACCUUGAUUUAUCUAAAACAGGCUUAAAAGGUCAAGUUCCCAAAGUCUUUGGAAAUUUGUGCAAGCUAAAGGUCUUGAGUCUUUCUGGAAACAAAAUUGAUGGGAGGGUUGGAGACUUUUUGAGGAGUUUCUCAAAUUGUUCAAAUAACCCAUUAGAGUCAUUAGAUUUGUCUAACUGUGAGCUGGAAAGCCAAAUGCCGGCCUCCUUAGGAAUAUUAAAAAGCUUGCAGUAUCUCAACCUUUGUGGAAACUAUUUGUGGGGCUCAAUUCCAGAUUCCAUCGGAAACUUGUCAUCCUUGGAAACAUUGGACAUCUCUAAUAAUAAGAUGAAUGGCUCCAUUCCAGAUUCCAUUGGAAACUUGUCAUCUUUUGAAAACUUUGGACCUCUCUUUUAA
Malus domestica (apple) is the source of this 1269-nucleotide messenger RNA. RefSeq names its product receptor-like protein EIX2. Lineage: Eukaryota; Viridiplantae; Streptophyta; Magnoliopsida; Rosales; Rosaceae. Gene Ontology annotation, molecular function: protein binding. The record is from RefSeq and is a predicted model, not a curated record.